AUGGAUUCUGAUGAAGAGAUUCUGUCUUCGUAUUCAACUUUGACCGUGACCUCCAGGUUCCCAUUCUCAGCCAUUACAAUUGCAAUUUAUAAAACAUCCUCAGAACGGAAACCACCAUUUCGACAAGAGAUUCGGUCAGUAAAUCGGGCGUCGUUGUUGUCGAAGAUGACGAACAAUUCGAGGACGCGAGCAGCGAUAUCAGCAUUCUGUGAGAAAACAGUUGAGCCGCGGAAUUCCGCCUUCCGCUCAAUUCUGCUCGAAAAGUGCAAUGGAGCGCAACUGCUUUGCAGAACGAAACGGCAGCAAUCGUCGGUGCAGUUGGAUCGGUCGAAAAUGCGAACGGCGGUGCAUCAGGAUCUGUGCAUGCACUCGCAGAAAGUGCUCGAGCCGUUGUUCCUGCGAAAGUGCGAGACGCAGAAAGUCAGACAAGGAACGGCGCCGCCGAAUGUGUUUCCGAUUCAGAAGGUGGAGACGAUGCAGGCGAAUAAGGUGAGCGGGGAAGAAGAAGAAGAGCUGGAUCCGGAUACUUGCAGAAGCUGUCCGGUCAUUCUGCGCUGCUCGUCAGCCUCGACACGCCCACUUUCUGCGUCCGCUACCUGGCCGCCAACGUACUGCAGAAGCCGAAGAACGUGCUCGUCUACGUCUCUCCGAUGUUCUUCGUCCGCUUUGUCGCCCGUCCGGAUCCGCAGAAAACAAAUGUUCGUUCUUUCCCUCUGAACGCCUUCAAACCCAUUUUUCAGCAAUCGACAUUCGAGGAUCCGUCGGGGCCGGUGCGACUGAUGCUGCCUCCGGACGAGGCGAAAGUGGCUCAGAGGCUGUUGCCCAAGUGGCAGACGGUCACUUUCACGCUCGCAUUCGGCAAACACGUGGCAGUCAAGUACCGUAUCAUCGAGACUCGCAAGCAGCCGAUCACGCACGUCAAGGCUAAGCUGGACAGGGUGAAGAGAGUCUCGACGAGCACGCUCUACCGAACUGAGCCCGUCCAGGUGGAGUAUUCGAACGCGCCCGAAUUCUAUCAUUUCUUCAGAGAGCCGAAUACUGGCGCAGUUUCAAACCAAACGAAUUGAAGCUGUCGACGGUCGAGGAAAACGAUCCGCAAAUGGUAAAAAGAGUGUUUUUGGAGCAGCAGGCGGGUAUCGAUUCGAAUGGAUCCGUGAGCACUGUGCUCGAGGUGGAGAAAGAGCCGAAAAAGAUAAGAAGUGGGAAUCCGAUUAAUGAUCAUUUCCAGAAUAUAUUUUGUUUUCAGAAGUGAAGACGACCGUCCAAACGGAGGAACUUAAUCUACUUUGGCAGCGGACUGACAAUAUUUGA
Molecule: messenger RNA, 1311 nt
Organism: Caenorhabditis sp. 36 PRJEB53466
Lineage: Eukaryota; Metazoa; Nematoda; Chromadorea; Rhabditida; Rhabditidae
Source: the annotation of a GenBank genome assembly